UCGACAGAGCUGAAAAUGAAAGCAGAUAAGAUUCACGAAUAAAAGUCUGAGGAAAGAAAAUCUGAUUCAUUGGGUUAAGCAGAUCAAGUCCAAGAUGCAGCUUUAUGGAACUCUGGUCCUAUUUCUGACCUUCUCUGUUGCAUGUGGAUUGAGAUGCUACUCAUGUACAGCAACUGAGCCUGAAUCCUGCACAGACACCAAAGCCUGUACUGUGAUUUUUAACCGAUGUUAUUCUUUCAAGGUAGAAGGAGUGAAUAUGGUUACCAAAGGCUGCAUGGCCAGCGCAACAUGCACUGAUCCUAUGAAGUGCUGUGAAGGGGACCUGUGCAAUGGUGCCAUACCUACUGGGCCCGGUCUCAUCCUGCUGCUUCUGUCUUCAGCCCUGAUGAUGUUUUUUGUUUAACUAUGCCUGUUUUCGAGAAAUAUGCUUUAAAAUAACAUACCCAAAAGGAUUUGAAUAUAUCUCAAGAACUACAGAGUUUAUUUUAAAUUUUUUGGUAUCAAAAUAAAGGCAAGACCCCAGAGAAUAUGUUACAGGUCUAAAAACCAUCUUGGGGCGAGUGCUGAGGACACAAAUUUGGGUCCUCAUGUUAUGAAAAGGUUAAGGCUUUAAAAUGUUUGGGUUUUUUCUGCAUUGGUCUAGUGUUUGAUCUCUCAGCAGCUAUGCUGAGAUGACAAUAAACAAGAAGCCAGGACAGACAUGAAGCAUUUUUAUUCAUCAUGUUAUACUAAUCAAUAUGAUUAAUGUCUAUAAAGACAUCUAUGUCUUUUGAUGUUAUAAAUGAGCAAGUUCUAUUUUGAAUAUUUGAGUUUUAAUAUAUGAAGUAUAUUAGACAGUUUCACUGGUUAAAUUUUACAUGAGGAACAGGAAGAACUUGUGCAGUUUAUGCAGAAAAUACAAGUUAGUCCACAAAUUAAGCUAUGUGUAAUAAAGAGGGGUUUCAUGUGGAACCAGUUUAAGAUAUGGGUGGUCUUCUAAGGACAGAUCAAUAAUUUCAUACAUGCUAAACUGUUGAUGAAUAGAUAUUAAUAUGAAUCAACUAAGCAAAAUAUUAAUAAAUAAAUCAUCAUAAGGUUAUCCAUAAAGAAUUAACUUAAUUUGGCAAAAAGCUGACAAAAGAGAAUAAAACCCUUUAACAAAACUGGAUGCAAAAAUUAUUUAGUUAAUUGUGUCAUUUUACAAUUUUAUGCUAAAUUUAAGGUUCAGUGGUAAAAAAAACGAACAAAAAAAAGCUAUUUUGUUUUGCUUUUAUUUUGUAUCUUUAGCCCUUAGGUUUGUUAUUAAUUUGCAAGCAAGAUGAAAUGUCGAGCGAUUUGUGUGAAUUCAAUAACUCCCAAAAAUACAUCUCACCAGAGGCCAGCAGAUGCAUUAGCCUUAAACAGAAUGUUUCAGACCAAUGAAGUGCAGUACGUAUCUGACAUUGACGCCUAAACUACAUAUGGAAGGCUGAAGCAAAACAAAGAUGGCUGGCCUGGUUAUAGAACAGAAUAGAAUUGAAAAUCCCUUUAUUGUCCCACAAUGGUAAAUUGUGG
This is a messenger RNA of Cyprinodon variegatus (sheepshead minnow), 1533 nucleotides long. Its product is annotated as lymphocyte antigen 6G-like. The coding region runs from base 95 to 403 and encodes 102 amino acids. Lineage: Eukaryota; Metazoa; Chordata; Actinopteri; Cyprinodontiformes; Cyprinodontidae. The transcript has 3 exons. The record is from RefSeq and is a predicted model, not a curated record.